Molecule: messenger RNA, 1723 nt
Organism: Ahaetulla prasina
Lineage: Eukaryota; Metazoa; Chordata; Lepidosauria; Squamata; Colubridae
Product: bile acid receptor-like
Exons: 11
Coding region: 1-1671 (556 amino acids)
Biological process (GO): positive regulation of transcription by RNA polymerase II; lipid metabolic process; negative regulation of inflammatory response
Molecular function (GO): RNA polymerase II cis-regulatory region sequence-specific DNA binding; nuclear receptor activity; zinc ion binding
Source: RefSeq, a predicted model, not a curated record
AUGGCUGGGCUGGCCAAGCUGUCUGUCAGGGCUGCAUGGGUGCUGGUGGUGGGCACCAGCGGCAUUGGCUAUGAGCUCAAGGACCUGGUGCUCACUGGCUUCACCCACAUUGACCUGGUGAAGCCUGGGAGGACAACUAUAUCCGUAUUGAAUGAAACAGUGGAACUGGAACAGAGCAUGGCAAAUACCUUUGUAACAGUAUCUGAUGGAUACUGCCUUAGUGAGCCAAUACAGUAUUAUGACAAUCCAGAUAUCUUACCAGAACAUAUCAGUUAUCCGGUGCAAGACCUUGACUUCCAAGCUGCUCCUUACUGCCAAUAUUCAACUGUUCAGUUCCCUCCAGUAUUACAGACACCAUCUCCACAGACUCAUUACAAUUCAUAUAGCUUGGACUCUCAGUUCAGCGAUGGUCAAUACAUCAUCAAUAAUUGUGAACUCAGUAAACCCACCUGCAUGGGUGCCCAUCAUGAUGGGGGAGGAUACCUUGGACAGAAACGACCCAGGCUUAAUCAUUCUGCCUUACGAAUAAAAGGGCAAGAAGAACUCUGCGUAGUCUGUGGAGACAAGGCUUCAGGAUAUCAUUACAAUGCACUCACCUGUGAAGGCUGUAAAGGAUUUUUUCGACGGAGCAUCACCAAAAAUGCAAUAUACAGAUGCAAGAAUGGAGGUCAUUGUGAAAUGGAUAUGUAUAUGAGGAGGAAGUGUCAGGAAUGCCGCCUAAAGAAAUGUAAAGCUGUGGGAAUGCUGGCAGAAUGUUUGCUAACUGAAGUCCAAUGUAAAUCAAAACGUCUUAGAAAAAAAAGUAGUUUCCUUUCCAACAUCAAAAUGGAAGAUGAGGGAAUGGACAGCAAGCAUGUAACUUCUACAACGAAACCUUUAAAAGUUCAGGAGAGAAUGGAAUUUACUCCUGCAGAACAUGAACUUAUUGAUCAUAUUUUGGCUGCUCACCAGAAAUGCACAAUUCCAAUGGAGGAAGCAAAAAAGUUUUUACAGGAAAAUGCUAAUCCUGAAGAGAAUUUUCUACGUCUUUCGGAAACAGCAAUGGUUCAUGUGCAGAUCCUAGUAGAUUUUACAAAAAGACUCCCAGGAUUUGAAAGCUUAGCCAAUGAUGAUCAGAUUGCACUAUUAAAAGGUUCUACAAUUGAAGCCAUGUUUUUACGCUCAGCACAAUUAUACAAUGAACAAGGAAUUGAAUAUCAGACACCAUUUCAUGAAAAUCAUAUAAAAUAUUCUGACCAUACUAUAUAUGGCCAAAAUAAAAGUUACCUCACAGAAAUAUCUCAUAGAGAAGAAAGUCCAACAUCUACUAGUACAACAGGUAUAACUGAGGAGUUUAUCACUGCAUUAUUUUAUUUCUACAGAAGCAUGGGAGAACUUAAUGUGACCGCAACAGAGUAUGCAUUACUUGUUGCAACUACUGUGUAUUUUUCAGAUCGGCCACUCCUAAAAAACAAGCAACAUGUAGAAAAACUCCAGGAACCUUUUUUAGGAAUUCUGUAUAAAUAUUCAAAAAUCUAUCACCCUGAAGAACCGCAACAUUUUGCCCGUCUCGUAGGGCGGCUCACUGAACUCAGAACACUUAAUCACAACCACUCAGAAGUACUAGUUACUUGGAGAACAAGGGAUCCUAAGUUGACUUCUUUACUUUGUGAAAUGUGGGACUUGCACUGAAAAAUUGCUACUUAUAUGAAUAGUUACAAAGGACUGUUCUCAAACAUGCUGU